GAGAGGUGUCUGACUCACAGGUAGGUGGGGCGAGGGUUCAUUAUGCAGAACCAACUGUGCAGCAGUGAAACACACACAGGAGGGCAAGGCUGAUGGCUGUUCACUUAAUCUCUGCAACACGAGUGUGAGAUUCCUGCCAGGACUGGGAUAAGGAUUACUGAGCACCAGGCAAUACAAGCCCCUCCAACAAAUGCAAUUUAUAAGCGCAGGUUUUGGGGAGCAGGAUGACAUCGCUGACGGUAGUAGAACACGCCUUUCCCAGAAAACACAAUGAGAGCAAAAGGGGAGAUGAUGUUUUUUAUUUAUACGGCUCUACAUUUACCCACAUCAGUGAAGAAACAGAGUAUGUUAGAAAGAUACGUGGAACUUUGGAAAAAAUUAAUGGGCAGUUAUUUAAGAAUGAGAGAAACACUGAUUAUGCCAAUUCCAAUGAAGAUGAGAAUGUAGCAAAUCUGCAGCAGAAUGGCACCGGGAGAUACGAAAACUUGUUUGAGAGCAAAUACAUCCAGAUCGUUGACAAGUUGGAAGAAAAAGAACUACGGUUGGUUGAGACUCAUAAAGAAAAUGCAGAUCUUCAGAUAAAGCUAGAAGCCACCCGGGAGGCCGGAGCAGGCGCCCUAAGGAACGCCACGCGGAAACUGUAUGAAAACUACAGCAAGAAAUCUGAGGAACGGCGGAAAAGUCACGAGGAGGAGAAGCAAAAGCUCCAGGCCUCCGCUGCCGACCAUGAAAAGGAAUUUAAGCAAAGCAUUAAGAAAUUGCACACUAUUGCGGAGAAAAUCCAGGACAAGCACGAGCGAAUCACAGAGCUGCAGAAUCUCAUGCAAAGGAUGGAAGAGGAAAAGUCCAUACUACUUGAGAAGAGACGGUUACUAGAGGAGGAGAUUUCUAGAAGGAUGUCAGACCCUACUAAUAUAAAUGGCUGUAGAGAUACACGGACAGAGAUAUCCACUGUAGAAGAGCAGAUCCAUCACUUGCAGCAGCUCAUGAUGUCCCAACACCAGUUCCUUCACGCAUUGAUACAGGAGAGCGAAGAAUUAAAAAAUCGACUUAAAGAGCAAGACCUCACAAUCGAGGAUCUGAAGGAUAAAAUCAGUUUUCUGGAACAUCAGAACAGAGAACUGAAGAACAACAUAGAUCACUGGUCUCCCGAUAAGACAAAGGUGUCAAAAGGAACAUUAAUAAAGGAGUCCAUGUUCGACAUCACGUCCCCUUACUCCAGGCUUUUAAAUUUACGAACCAGAUAUGUCACAGAAAAGAGCUGAUCGGUGCUUAGUGGAACCUUCCAGCAGAAACAAAGGUCCAUUCAGGAUUUAUCACAAGAAGAAGUAGAGUGACAUCAAACCUUACCCAACAGUGUUGGAUUUGACUCAGUAGUGCCUAUUUCUCAUUCAUUUGCCUGCACAAAUUUUUAUAAAAUGAGUUGGAUUUUUCCUUUUCCGAAAUCAGUGCACAUGAUUGGAAAAUAAAUGAUCUUUUAGAUGUGCCAGAACAGCAACAUAUUUGAGAUAGUGUUGAGGAACAUCAGUGUGGAGGUCAAGACCUAUAAUUGAUCAUUACUCUACACCGGACAAAUAUUGCGCUUAUUAUUGGGGAGAUGCGGAAACAGGGGUAAAGUUUCAAUAGCCCAUAGCCGCCAAUCAGAAGCCUGCUUGAUUGAUUAUAGACAUGGCCAAACCACCUUUGUUACCAUGUAAUCUCCUGAUAUGAAUAGUUUAAUACUGAGUGGUGAAAUAAUUCUGUACUUUCCAAAUGUCCCAUUUUUUUUGCAGACAGACAGUCCUAAUACGCAUCAUACAGUAGCUUGACGAAAAUGGGCCAUGGUUUGGCUCAUUUGUGAAUAUUGCUGGGUAUUAUGGGAAAUGCCCUGGGUGAAACAGAUACAUUGCUAAAGAAAUGUCUGAGUUUGGGGAUGUAGCAUUUUGGAAUCAGGAAGGAUUUUAUUUUUUACCUCUGCCGUUAACUUGAUGUAGGAAAGGAAGAAUCUGAUUGGUCUGUAACUGGGCUGGAGGUACCUUGCCUGUGGUAUCUACAAGCGGUUGUAUUUGUACUUUCCAUUUUAUGAAUUCCUAAUUAUUAAUUGGUCUAAUUUUCGCCUCAACAGUCUGUACCCAUAGAACAUGAUCAAAAUUGAGUCCCAUAAGAGCAAAGACGCACGGUUCUGUACAAAAUGCCAGAAAAUACAAAGCAUAGUCUCUGCUGAAAAACUCAAAUCAUUUUUUGAUCGAUCUCACGAUUUGAGUGUUUUAGAGGCAAUUUCAGAGACAAUUUUAUAGGGUAUUAAGGUGUUAUUGCCCUUAUGGGUAUAGAACAUUACACUGUAACCAGAAAGGUUAGGAACAUUUAUGACUUGUACGAAUGCCAUGAACUGUUUGUAAUUUAAAAUGUAAAUAUAAUUAUGGCAUAAGACAUUUCAGAAAA
Messenger RNA from Xenopus laevis (African clawed frog), 2421 nucleotides. It is a transcript of the gene ccdc68.S, whose product is annotated as coiled-coil domain containing 68 S homeolog. The record is from RefSeq and is a predicted model, not a curated record. The transcript has 11 exons. Lineage: Eukaryota; Metazoa; Chordata; Amphibia; Anura; Pipidae. Bases 225 to 1265 code for a protein of 346 amino acids. Gene Ontology annotation, biological process: intracellular signal transduction.